Messenger RNA from Chaetura pelagica (chimney swift), 888 nucleotides. It is a transcript of the gene TRIM54, whose product is annotated as tripartite motif containing 54. Gene Ontology annotation, molecular function: zinc ion binding. The transcript is spliced from 7 exons. The record is from RefSeq and is a predicted model, not a curated record. NCBI's taxonomy places the organism in Eukaryota, Metazoa, Chordata, Aves, Apodiformes, Apodidae. The annotation marks the transcript as partial.
AUGUCUGCAGAGGAGAGCGGGCCAGGGGUGUCCUUGGGGUCAGGGCUGUCCUUGGGGUCGGGGGUGUCCCUGGGGCUGGGGGUGUCCCUGGUGCCAGAGCCCACCAGUGGGCCGCGGUGCCCGCCCCCCACCUGCAGGCCCCUGCACGCCAAGGCUGAGCAGCACCUUAUGUGUGAGGAGCACGAGGACGAGCGGAUCAACAUCUACUGCCUGCGCUGCGAGGCACCCACCUGCUCCCUCUGCAAGGUCUUCGGGGCCCACAAGGACUGCGAGGUUGCGCCGCUCCCUGCUGUCUACCAGCGCCAGAAGAGCGAGCUCAGUGAUGGCAUUGCCAUGCUGGUGGCAGGGAACGACCGCAUCCAGGCCAUCAUCACCCAGAUGGAGGAGAUCUGCCACACCAUCGAGGAGAACGGCCGGCGGCAGAAGCAGCAGCUGGGGCUGCGUUUUGACGCCCUGUGCAGCAUCCUGGAGGAGCGGAAGAAGGAGCUGCUGCAGAGCAUCGCACAGGAGCAGGAGGCCAAGGUGCAGCUUGUGAGGGGCCUCAUCCGGCAGUACGGAGACCACCUGGAGGCCUCCUCCAAGCUGGUGGAGUCGGCCAUCCAGGCCAUGGAAGAGCCCCAGAUGGCUGUGUACCUGCAGCACUCCAAGGAGCUCCUGAAAAAGAUCACAGACAUGUCCAAGGUGUCCAUGAGCAGCCGCCCAGAGCCAGGCUACGAGAACAUGGACCACUUCUCUGUCAACGUGGACUAUGUGGCUGAGAUGCUGAGGACCAUCGAGUUCCAGACAGAGCCACUGGGUGAUGACGAGGCAGAUGGACCUGGGGACAGCAGUGAGGCAGUGGGGGAUGAGGACCAGCUGGACAGUCUGGAGGUGCCUGAAGCUGUGGAG